UGAUAAAAAUAACAUUCAUAUAUAAUGAAACUAAGUAUUGAGCUGUUUAGAUCAGUAUGUAAGCAAAGCAUGUUCAGUUUGUCAGAGUAAAUGUGCUCUUCUAUGAUGUCCUGUAGAGCUGAUGUGGUUAGAGAUACAGAAGGGGAAGGAAAUGUUAAUAUCAGUUGCUGACGCCACAUUGUUCACUCAGUACGGAAGAGAGCGACAGUAACGUUUGACACACAGAGUUUGGUGUUUUAUUUUAGAGAAACUCUUGUCAAAGUUGAUCAUGUGGGAUGUUCUGCUGCUCUUUUCCAGCAUCUGUACAGCUGUUGUUGUAGGAGCUCCAGAUACAGUUACAGGACACAGAGGAGAGAGAGUUGAGAUCAGAUGCUCAUAUAAACCUGGAUCUGAAUCAAAUUCAAAGUAUUUUUGUAAAGGAGAGUGUACGAUUGGAAAUAAAAACAUCAUGGUUGAAUCAGGAUCUCCAGCUAAAGACGAGAGAUUCUCUCUGACUGACGACAAGAAGAACAGAGUUUUCACCGUCACCAUCACUGAUCUGAGAACAGAGGAUGAAGGACAAUACUGGUGUGCUGUGAAGAGGAGUUUGCCUUUAACUGAUGUCUAUUCAGAGAUUUUGUUGCUGGUUAAACCGGAUGAAAAGCCUCCUGAGGUUUCAACCAUCAGACCUUUUUCAAAGAAACCAACAUCAUCAUCAUCAUCAUCAACAUCAUCAGCAUCAACAUAUUUCAGAACAACAGAACUGAAUCUACAAUCCACCAGCAUGAAUCACCUAGGUCAAACAGUUCAUCAUGGUGCUGGUAGGAAUGUGAUUGUGAUCGCAGUGGCAUCAGGAGGAUUAUUGUUCAUCAUCAUCAUCAUCAUCAUAUUUACAAUUCAGAAGAAAAGGAUAAACAGAAGAUCUAUAAAUGAGUAUGAGAACGUUGAUCCCAGUGCAGGCACAUAUGCAGCUCUUGACCUCAGGUCCAGAUCUUCUGACCCUUAUGGUACACUCACACAGGGUGGAUUAUUUUGUUCAUUGAACACUGAGGAUUUAGGGUUAAGAUAUAAGCUGCGUCUGAUCAGCGGCGAAUUCCAGCUGCUUGCAGGUGAAGGUGGCUUCAAGUCUCGUAGAUCAAUUGAAGAGAUCAUAUCUGUGUUGCUGAAGGAGAAUGAAUCGAUUUGCCAUGUGAUCAGGUCACUGUCUGUGGACAUUACAGUGAUAGGAAAGGAGGGAGGACAAGUGCUCAUUAAGUGUCCUUAUCCAAGAGGAUAUGAAACAUUAUACAAAUACUUCUACAAAGGACCUUACAGACACCGUGUCCUUUUUCUACAAUCUCAUGGGAAAAAGACCUCACCCAGAUUCUCAUUGCGAGAUGAUCGUCAGACCAGAUCAUUUACAGUGACCAUCAGUGAUCUGAAGAUGGAAGAUGCUGGAAUAUACGGCUGUGGAGCUGGAUGGAGAGACUAUAAAGAAAUCCUACUAAACGUGAUCAGAGAUCAAACUAUCAGCUCAUUUUCAAACACGCCGCCCUAUCUGAGAACAUCAGACACAAACCCACAAUCCAGCAGCAUCACGAUCACAGACCAUCAGAUCAGCUCUUCAACAGUGAUUAUUGUCACUGUGGAGGAUUUAGUUUUACUCCUGAUAGCAGUUCCAGUGAUUAUAGUGGCUAUGAGAAAUAAAAAGAAAAAUAAAGGUCUGCUGGAAGAGUUUAAUCCAGUGUUUUAUGAACAGAUCAAAGAUGCUGAACGUCACUGUGACCCAGAGGACAGAGACACAAUUACAACUGUAUUUUACAGCCGUGGUUCAUAAACUAUUAUGCUAUAUGAGAAUCCAGCACUCCAUCAUGAACUCCUAAACACAAUGAGUUUAAUAUAAUAUAAUAUAAUAUAAUAUAAUAUAAUGUAGGGACCCCUAAAAUGUCUAUUUGAAUAUGAUUCAUGUUGAGAAAUAACAUGAGUCAAAAUGUAUUUUGUUUUAAUUUUUAUUUCAAAAUAUGUAACUGUAUUUUUAUGUCCAGUCAGAAAUUGUUUAAUGCAAGUGUUAUGUUGCUGGCCAAUGACUGUUGAGCUUUAAUGUUACAUCAUGACGUGAGUUACGUACGGAAGAAGAGGAGGAGGAGCAUCGCACAUGGCAAGAGAAGGCUGAUAGAAAGUUCGUGUGUUAGAAGUGCGUCAUUUUGGAGACUUCAUAUAUUUCUUUGAAAUAUUAGGCCCAAAGUGUACAGAAACGGUGCUCGUUUUGUUUCUAUUCUUUAUUUAAAGUGUAUUUCAUUAUUCCAUUUAUUAGUUUUUUUCCCGAGUCGUGUAUGAGAGUGACUAGGGCUUAACAGCUAGUGAUGUUUCAAGUUCGGAACAAUAACUGAGAAAGUUAUUGGACAUUCGUGGAUUCAUCACAUGUUGGACAGAUCGUGUGGAUCGUCGUGGGACGUGGAUCUACUGGAUUCAUCGUGUGUUCGUGACUGCUCGUGAUGGGAAACAGUGUUCGUGGCGUAUGUAAUCUCAACAUUGCUUCAAUUUCAUCGGAUGGAUGUAAGUGAAUUCAUCAUUAAGGCUGUUGAAUGUGAAUUACAUUGAAUUCGUCAGUUGUUAAUGUGCACCAACGAGCUGGGCCCCAACGGUAACGAAACGAACAGUAUAUUUGACUGCGUCACUGACUCGUGUAUAUUUGACUGCGUCACUGACUCGUAAUAUUGAACUGAAAGAGCUUGAAUGUUGUUAAACACAGGUUUUAUUAUUUUUUUUUUGAAGUGUUUAAUUGAUGUUAAGAGAAGUGUGUACAUUUUCUUUACUGAUUUAAGUGACUCUGGAGAAAAUGGAGUGUGGGAAUUAUCUUAAUGUAAAUAAAUAAAUCUCUGUUAUUCCUUUUCUCCUUAAAAA
Messenger RNA from Megalobrama amblycephala (Wuchang bream), 2862 nucleotides. RefSeq lists its product as uncharacterized. The transcript is spliced from 13 exons. The coding region runs from base 269 to 1795 and encodes 508 amino acids. The record is from RefSeq and is a predicted model, not a curated record. Lineage: Eukaryota; Metazoa; Chordata; Actinopteri; Cypriniformes; Xenocyprididae.